Messenger RNA from Candoia aspera, 1592 nucleotides. RefSeq names its product RNA 5'-phosphate and 3'-OH ligase 1 (gene RLIG1). Lineage: Eukaryota; Metazoa; Chordata; Lepidosauria; Squamata; Candoiidae. Bases 66 to 1037 code for a protein of 323 amino acids. The record is from RefSeq and is a predicted model, not a curated record. Gene Ontology annotation, biological process: response to reactive oxygen species. The transcript has 7 exons. Gene Ontology annotation, molecular function: RNA ligase (ATP) activity.
GCAGUUGAGAAUCGAAGUUGGAGUCUUCCCGCCUGCGGGGCGCGACGGGACGCGUUCCUGGGGCCAUGAGCCGCCUGGGCUCGGUGCAGCAGAAGGUGCCCUGCCUCUUCGUGACUCAAGUGAAGGAGGAGCCCUCGGCCAAGCGGGAGCGCCAGCCUUUUAAAGUGUUGGCCACCAACUCAAUUAAUCAGAAGGCUUUAGCUGCAGAUAUAUACAGUGCAAUCCCAACAGAAAAAGUGGAUGGAACUUGCUGUUAUAUAACUACAUACAAAGGUCAUCCAUACCUUUGGGCCCGAUUGGAUAGAAAACCGAACAAGCAAGCUGAGAAGAGGUUUAAGCAGUUUAUGUACUCAACAGAAAACUCAAAAGGAUUUACAUGGAACGUUGAAGAAGAUUUCAGGUCUGUCCCUGAAUGCUGGAUUCCAGCCAAAGAAAUAGAGUACUACAAUGGAAAGCCUUUUCCUGAUGAAAAUGGACACAUUCCAGGUUGGGUGCCAGUAGAGAAAAACAGCAAACUAUAUUGUUGGCAUUCUUCUGCUGUUGACUAUGAGUAUGAACUUGCUCUCAUUCUGAAACAUCAUGCUGAAGAACCUGAUCUUCUAGAAAUCAGUCCAGUACCUUUAACUGAGUUUACAGAGCAGACACUGGAACUUAUUGGAACAAAUAUUAAUGCAAAUCCAUAUGGUUUAGGAAACAAGAAACGUCCCAUACAUCUUCUUGUACCACAUGGAACAUUUCAGAUUAAAAAUGCACCAUCAAUAAAUCACAAUGAUAUAUUGACUUGGCUUAAUGGAUGCAAAGAGGGGAAGAUUGAAGGGAUUGUGUGGCACUGUGCUGAUGGAAAUUUGAUCAAGCUCCACAGACAUCAUCUUGGCUUGUCCUGGCCAAUUGCAGAUCCUUAUUUGGCGUCACAACCAGUUACUGUCACUUUCAGUAGGGCCAAGUACAACUUUGAAUCAAAGACUCUUUUUCAUUAUUUUUCAAAGUUGGAGGGACAAAAAUUUAAUAGUCUAAGAGAUAUAAUAAGCGAUCUAUGACCAGGUCUCUUCAGAAGAUACAGUGAAUCAUAUGUAUGUCUGCCUCUUCAUUUAUAAUAAGCUAAGGAUAUUUAAAAUGUUUGUUGAAGUAUAAUAUAAAUUGUAUUAUGUCUACACAUGCUUGACUGUAACAUGUAUAUACAUAAACUGAAGAAACUUUAGUAGACGAACUAUAAAGAAAAAUCUUAACUUUUCAGCACUUUUAUUGUUUUAAUCCCUCAAGUUGAAGUAUGCAACAUGCUUUUAUUUAAGCAGUGAGAGUUAAAUAUUAGUCUCAUGGGUUCUUUUAGUUUUAUAUGUAGAAUUACUUCAUAAAAAAAAAACUAAUAGCGUGUCCAUUUUUGCUGGCACUGUAAUAUUUAACCUAAGUAGAUUUUAUAUAGUGAAGAAAACUGUUAGAAAUUAUUGCAGCAACUGUUUAAUCUCACAGCAAGAUCUUGUGGUAGUUUAUAUUCUGCUACAGGUAUUGGAGAAUAUCGUAUUUCAGUAUAAAUCAGUUGUGAAUAGUGUAAGUAAAUCAUUUCUCUAUACUUAAAAUACAUAGAAUCAGUCUGA